AUGGCUGACCUAAAAAAGAUAGCGUUCCCAAUGCUGGCAUUUUCUGUAUUGUAUCCAUGGGUAAUUGCAGUGAGUGAAGAUCUGUGGUUUAUCAAUUACCACAUCCAUAUAGUGAACGAUGCGCCUAAUGAUUUACCACCGGGAAUUCCAUCACUGCGUCUACAUUGUAUGUCUGGGGAUAGAGAUAUUGGUGAAAGGUGGAUGCUUCAGCAUGAGGAUUACACAUGGGAUACCAAAAUCAACCUCAUCAGAACCACACUCUUCCACUGCAAUAUAUGGUGGGAAGGGAAGAAGCUUUUCUUUGACGCUUUCAAGGCCACCCGAGACGAACGUCGGUGCCGGAAGUAUCAUAACUCUUGCAUGUGGUCUGUGAGGGAAGAUGGUGUUUAUUUCAGCAAUGAUAAUUCCACCUGGUUUAAUUCCUAUCCAUGGAAGAUUCAAUAA
Molecule: messenger RNA, 444 nt
Organism: Hibiscus syriacus
Lineage: Eukaryota; Viridiplantae; Streptophyta; Magnoliopsida; Malvales; Malvaceae
Product: S-protein homolog 18-like
Exons: 1
Coding region: 1-444 (147 amino acids)
Source: RefSeq, a predicted model, not a curated record